Messenger RNA from Xiphias gladius (swordfish), 2561 nucleotides. RefSeq names its product potassium channel tetramerisation domain containing 12b (gene kctd12b). The record is from RefSeq and is a predicted model, not a curated record. The coding region runs from base 727 to 1578 and encodes 283 amino acids. Gene Ontology annotation, biological process: protein homooligomerization; regulation of G protein-coupled receptor signaling pathway. Gene Ontology annotation, molecular function: protein binding. Lineage: Eukaryota; Metazoa; Chordata; Actinopteri; Istiophoriformes; Xiphiidae. The transcript has a single exon.
CGCGGGAGAGGGGCAGAGGGGACCGACCAGCUGACCAGCUGACCAGCUCGCGUUUCGUUCAAACCGCAAGCGAUGGAAAGGACGGAGAUCUUCCUGUACACCUUCCUCGUCUCCCACUACAUCUGGAACGUCCUCUUCAUCUCGUGGCUUUUCCUCACCGGGACACCAACAAGACACACCAACUAUGGAUUGCCUAAUUGAAGUUGGGCCACCCGAUCCCGCUUGCGCCAGAGCAACCGACCGACGUUAGAUGCAAGAGCAGGUCGUUACGGACAGUUGUGCAAAUCGCGCAUUUCCUGAUCAGAGGAUGGUGUGAAAAGCAGAAUUUCAUCCUCAGGAUACCACAUCCAUUUGCGCGUAAGGGACGUGGACACAACGGUUCCAUCCAGCACUGCUUGAAACACUCUGCGCUAUUUUUUUUUUUUAGUUGGCAUAAUGAAAAAAGCUGUAGUUAGACGAGAGAGUGUGCUCGUGUGACUUUUUUUUUUUUUUUUUUGUCUCCGCCGGCUUUUAUCGCGCGCAUACCAAUUGUGCGUUGCAGUGCAGCCGCUCCGUUGCCACAGGCGAUCCACCACGCAGGGACCCCCGCGAGCCUCAUCGGCCACCGUGCAAGGUUGUUGUAGCCUGCUGAAAAUAGUGCGUCGAGUCCUGCAUUUCGAACUUUAACUGCAGCCGAGAGAGUUUUUAAAGCUGCGUCCAAGCACGCCUGUGUGGCAGGAGUGAGCAAUGGCUUUACCAGACAGUGGCAUAUCUGGGGAGGAAGUGCCCUUCCCAGAGAUCAUAGAGCUCAAUGUUGGUGGCCAGGUGUACAUAACCCGCUACUCUACCCUCACAAGUGUGCCAGACUCCUUGCUAUGGGAGAUGUUCAGUCGAAAGUCAGCCAAAGGACUGGCCAGGGACACCAAAGGGCGCUUCUUUGUGGACCGUGAUGGUUUCCUGUUCCGGUACAUCUUGGACUACAUGCGGGACCAGCAGCUGGUUCUUCCGGACCACUUCCCCGAACGCGGGCGUCUGCAGAGGGAGGCUGAGUUCUUCAAUCUGCCAGAGCUUGUCAAGCUGCUGGCACCCAAAAUCAGCAAACAGAACUCCCUGGGCGAUGAGGGAUGUCAGAGCGACCCAGAGGACUCCUCACCUGGGACUGACACGGCCCGCAACCUCGGCUCCCUGGGUGCUGCUGCUGCUGCCUGUGCCAGCCUGGUGCCCGGUGCCAUGGAUGGCAAACGCUCCGGGUUCAUCACCAUCGGCUACCGAGGCUCGUACACCCUGGGCCGUGACAGCCACACUGAUGCCAAGUUCCGCCGGGUGGCACGGAUCAUGGUGUGUGGGAAGACAUCCUUGGCCAAGGAGGUAUUUGGGGAGACGCUGAACGAGAGCCGUGACCCUGACCGUCCCCCUGAGCGCUACACGUCCCGCUACUAUCUCAAGUUCACCUUUCUGGAGCAGGCUUUUGACAAGCUGGCUGACGCAGGCUUCCACAUGGUGGCCUGUAACUCCACAGGAACCUGCGCCUUUGCCCAUGAGCAGACGGACGACAAGAUCUGGACCAGCUACACUGAAUAUGUGUUCUACCGUGAGUGAGACUAUCGGCUUUGUUCCCCUGGUCCCCCACCUUGUCUCCAAGUGAAACCCACACCCACCCCCCAUCCCUCCAGCCUCCAGCCAUCCUGUCUGAUGGCUCCUGCACCAGUAGAUGUACCGUAGCUGUUGUGCCCCUCCAUCUCUCUCUCUGCAGCAUCCAGCUUUUAUCCUAUGAACAGUAAGCAGCAGCUGCUCCGACUCUUCAUACCUUCUCUGCAGGCCCAAUCCGCAACCCUCCCCCCUCAGCCCCAAAUCGAUCCCCCCUCAUCCUUAGCUCCAGUUUUUGCCCUCGCUUAAGCCGUCAUUCCAUCUAGUUGUAGUCCCCCAGUCCUCAACCUAAGCAACCCCACAGCCUUUGCCUGCAGGGACUGAUACCUUCAAUGUACUAUUUCCCUUUUGUACUCUAUAUAUUGCAUCUGCCUUGGUGAAGCACAAUAUUGUAUCCAAGAGCUAAUUUUGUUAAAUAAGCGCCCCGGUGUGUCCAUAUGACUAUUGAACUAGUCAUAAGGGCGAAAGGGAAAGGGCUUCAAAGAGUGGCCGUGAUGUACAGUGCUAUACUUUUUCCUGUUUACUCGAGCAGAUCGGACUCUCUCCUGCUCCUCUGAACUAAAUUACCAAAUAAUUGGACAUCUUAUCAGCCUUGAGGGAUGUGAGCAGCUCCAGCAUAAGAGAGCAGUGUUAAACAAAAAUCAAAUUUCCUUCAGUUCUUAUUGAAUGUGUCCAGUAUCAUGUGGAUUGGGAAUGUGCCAUACAGCAGUUUAUCUGUUCAGCUGUUGUUGUUAUUAUGAAUAAACGAGGAUUGAGAUUAAAACAGCCACAUGGACAGGGGGAAAGAAUGCAUCGAACUUCUUAUUUUGAAGGGGAAAAUGAGGUUGUAGGUGUGGGGGAUUUCCUUUUCAAAAACAAGACGGUUCUUUGGCUAAUGAACAAGCAACAGGCUUUGAGUUAAAAAAAGAAAUUAAAAAAAAAAAAAAAAAAAAAAA